GCAAAGCAAAUUCUGCUAUUAGUGGAAAAGGUGUCACUGCUCAGAGUUUAUACUAUUCUGUACAGAACUAUUAAACUUUUAUAGUCUUGUAAGCAAGUUGCAAUGAGUGACAAGGAUCCUCCUUCGCUCUCUGUGAGCAUCUCACGAGGACUGACUGACAAGCUGGUGGAGCGGAGAAAAGGGGCCGCUCUUGAGCUGGAAAGGCUAGUAAAGGACCACAUGAUGAUGAACGACUACUCCCAGAUCAAGCAAGUUAUAUAUGUGCUGGAGAAUGAGUUUACUCUCUCCACCAACCCCAACACGCGUAAGGGAGGUCUGGUCGGCCUGGCUGCCAUUGCCAUUGCUUUGGGAAGGGGCUCUAUCGGGAUUAGUCUGCCGGAAUUGGUGAGGCCAGUGCUGACGUGUUUUGAGGACCCGGAUGCUCGUGUGCGUUACUAUGCAUGCGAAGCACUUUACAACAUCUCUAAGGUAGCCAGAGGAGCAGUACUGGUAUUCUUCAACAGUAUUUUUGAAGGACUUUGUAAGCUGUCUUGUGACUCUGACUCCAAUGUCCGUUAUGGGGCUGAGCUACUGGACCGACUAAUGAAGGAUGUGGUGUCGGAGAACCCGCACUUUGAUGUGGACACCUUCAUCUCUCUACUGAGGGAUCGUAUCUACUCGAAGGACGGCUACGCUCGUCAGUUCCUCGUCUCCUGGGUGUCAUUCCUGGACUCAGUGCCGGACAUCCACAUUCAGGAGCACGUCCAAGAGUUUAUUGACGGACUCUUCCUUAUUCUAGGAGACGAAAGGAAGGAGAUUCGCAGAAUGACAGAGGAAGCUCUCGGUGAGCUGUUGAAAGAGAUACAGCAGCACAGUGCCACAGUGAGGUUUGACGCCAUGGCUAACAUCAUUGCAGUCCACUCACAGUCUAGCAGUGAGCUAAUCCAGUUCACUGCCAUAACUUGGCUGAAGGUGUUCCUGGACCUAGCUGGCCGCUCCAUGAUGAAAUUCACCUCGAACUUCCUCCUCUCAAUCCUCCCUUGUGUCGCUUACGACGCUCCCAACAAGUCACACAUAAAGAGGGUUGCAUUUGAGGUCAACGAUCGACUCAAGAAGCUCCUACAGGCAGAGGAUGAUGAAGACACUUCCACUGACGAGGAGGCUAAAUGUUCCAACACCCCAAUGGAGCCCCGCUCACAAAAGAUUAGCCCCCCUCAACCUCCUACCUCGCAAGCCAUGAUGGCCAAGCUUACUCCACAGAUGUCUCCUAAGCACACAGCACGUACAACCGUUGCUGCACAGUCUGAUUCCAAAAACAGUCCAUCUGGUUCCAAUACAAGUAGCCCUAAGCUAAGUCCCAAAUCAGCGCAUACCAGCCCUAACGAGUCACCUGAAAAAAUUUGGGUGUCCCCUCCUUCUCCUCCUAAGGACGCGUCGACCUCUCCAACGUUCCACCUCCUCCCUGUACUAGGAGUGCUGAUCAACCACAUGCAGAACACACGACACGAAACGAGAAUGGAGACACUCAGAUGGAUAAUGUGGUUGCAACAGAGUAUUCCAAAGAGGAUCUACUUACAAGCUGGUAAGCUGUUUCCUGCUUUAUUGGGCAUGCUCACUGAUCAGUACGACAAGGUUUUGAAGAUGGCGUUGCAAGUUCUCUCUAUCCUCUCCACUUCCAAGGUUGGCCUUGAGAUUGAUGCACAGACAGAGCCUCGCCCAAAACCAGCCCUAACCUCUACACUGGCUACUCAAGCAGACGGCAAACCCAAAGCAUCAACAGAUACUAGAACCAGGUCACCAGUGCAAGCAAAAGCCAAGGAAACGAAAUCAAAAGCCGUGGUGGCAACUACUGAAAGCAAGCCUCAACUAAACAAGUAUUUUAGGUUGUUUCUACUGGAGUUGCUGAAGAUGUUUGGUACUGAUAGGGCACUACUGGAAAGGAAAGGCAACUUGCUAAUCAGACAGCUGUGCUUAUUUGUGGGUGCCUACUCUGUGUACUGCACCCUGGCUGAGAUACUUCUCUCUGAGGAGGAUUUCAUUUUCGCUUCAAUCAUGGUUCAAUAUCUCAACCUGAUUCUCUUUACUGCUUCUGAGCUCUAUGGACUGAGAAUGCAGCUGAAGGAUCUCACCACAACUGACAACUGGACCUUGUUCACUACCCUCUAUCGAAGCUGGUCCCAUAAUCCAGUGGCUACGGUAGCACUCUGCCUACUCACACAGAACUACGAUCAUGCCUCCAAUCUUGUCCUGAAGUUUGCCAACAUUGAAAUAACAGCGAGCCUCUUGAAAGAAAUUGACAGACUAGUGCAGCUUGUCGAGUCUCCAAUUUUCUCUCAUCUCCGACUACAACUACUGGCCCCCCUUGACCAUGCCUCACUUGUCCGUACUCUGUAUGGCUUGCUCAUGCUUCUUCCCCAAAGCUCUGCAUUCAACUUGCUUAAGAACAGACUUAGUUGUGUGCCAGUUAUUACCGAGGUCGAACAAGAAGCCAAAGUUAGGAGAAGAAAACCACACAGGACAGUACCUUCAAACGUCAGCUUUGAUGAUCUUCUGGAGCACUUUGUGACUGUUCAACGCAAGCACUCUGUACUGGCGAAGGAAAAAGCGACUCAGAGAUUGAGCACUUGAUGCGUUGUUUUACACAAAUUGUUGUAUGUGGAUGUCUGUGAAACUAGCUAUACUAUAAGCCACUUGCACUUACUAUAUCUGACUGGUUCUCUUUAUAAUUUGCUAGCUAGCUAUAUAAAUAUAGUACG
Messenger RNA from Halichondria panicea, 2735 nucleotides. Its product is annotated as protein VAC14 homolog. Gene Ontology annotation, cellular component: PAS complex; endosome membrane. The transcript is spliced from 13 exons. The coding region runs from base 103 to 2607 and encodes 834 amino acids. Lineage: Eukaryota; Metazoa; Porifera; Demospongiae; Suberitida; Halichondriidae. Gene Ontology annotation, biological process: phosphatidylinositol biosynthetic process. The record is from RefSeq and is a predicted model, not a curated record.